AUGCCCCGACCUAGUGAGCUGGAUCUGCCGAUACAUGUCCGACCUAGUGAGCUGGAUCUGCCGAUACAUGUCCGACCUAGUGAGCUGCAUAUGCCGAUACAUGACCGACCUAGUGAGCUGGAUAUGCCGAUACAUGUCCGACCUAGUGAGCUGGAUCUGCCGAUACAUGUCCGACCUAGUGAGCUGGAUCUGCCGAUACAUGUCCGACCUAGUGAGCUGCAUAUGCCGAUACAUGACCGACCUAGUGAGCUGGAUAUGCCGAUACAUGACCGACCUAGUGAGCUGGAUCUGCCGAUACAUGUCCGACCUAGUGAGCUGGAUCUGCCGAUACAUGUCCGACCUAGUGAGCUGCAUAUGCCGAUACAUGACCGACCUAGUGAGCUGGAUAUGCCGAUACAUGCCCCGACCUAG
Messenger RNA from Haliotis rufescens (red abalone), 411 nucleotides. RefSeq names its product early nodulin-75-like. The record is from RefSeq and is a predicted model, not a curated record. The coding region runs from base 1 to 411 and encodes 136 amino acids. The transcript has a single exon. Lineage: Eukaryota; Metazoa; Mollusca; Gastropoda; Lepetellida; Haliotidae.